Molecule: messenger RNA, 732 nt
Organism: Suillus fuscotomentosus
Lineage: Eukaryota; Fungi; Basidiomycota; Agaricomycetes; Boletales; Suillaceae
Exons: 3
Coding region: 56-556 (166 amino acids)
Source: RefSeq, a predicted model, not a curated record
UACUUCUUUGUGCAAUAGGUUUGGGCCACAUGUCGGCCGCCCCCCUCACUCCUUCAUGACAUUUCUCAUCUAUAUUGAGAAGGCUCAAUCUGCAAACCUCAGGCUACCAUUUUCGAUUAAAACGUAUCAGCAAGGAUCCGAAAAGCUGGAGAUGAUCCCCAACUAUAACCGGGAAUUUAUUGGCAAACAGGUGACGGGCUUGGACGUGCGGGGUGGACAGGCAUGUUUCGAAGGACGAGAAUCAUCGCCGAACUCUUCGGCUAUCGACGCCUUGCGAUCAUGUUGCAACUCCAGUACGUGCCACCUAUAUCACAUCGCAAUGGCAAUGGGCACUGCGUCACGACGAAACUAUAGCAUCCCUAAUACUCACCAUAACCAACCGCGCCUGCUCCCUCUCCCUCCGUAUCUCAAACUCAGGUUCUGUCCCAUCGAGUUGCGCGUACGACGGCCAAGGGCUGUUUCGAAGCUUGCACAUGGAUUGCGCGUGGUAUAUCUGCGAGUAUCACAUCAACACACAACGACCCUGAGACAAGGAAUAUGUCCACAGACCUGUUGAGUCAUAUCUCUCAAUGCUAAGUUUUGACAUGUAGCAGCUCUUCCUCUCGGUUGGACCACACGUUUUAUUGGGAACCACACUUUCAAACCUCAAGAUUAAAUGUUAUGAAGGCUGUGGGCAAAGUCCACAGCACGAAAGUGGGCAGUUGUCUAAGCAAACGAACAAAAGUGUUAGUG